AAUAGAGGGAAGGAGAUCAUGAUUCAUCACAACAUAAGUAAGGUGGAAAGAAGAAAGCGCGCGGUUGGAGUAAGAUGUCGGAGAAGCUAACAAGGUUCAUCGUGAUCACAUUUACUCACUUCAGCGGCGGGCGGUGUGCAGUGCGCGAUGAAGUGAGCAAGUCGGUAGUUAUGGGAACACAGAGCAAGUUCAGCGAGCGAGCGAAGAUCGAAGUGGAACCAUCCUCAAUCAACGAGCGUUAUGUUCACCUUCGCUUCAGCAGCUCCAACAGAUACUGGCAGAGAAAUCCAGACAACAACUUGAUUGUGGCUGAAUCCAUCAAGCCGGUGGAACACCUCACCGACCCUUCCUCUACUUUGUUUGAGCAAUUAUCCAGUGAUAAAUACAUCUCCAAGAAGGUCUUCUUCCUCCGCCACGUCCAGACCGGGCACCGGGUGGUCGGAGACGCAGACGCUGCUGGCAGUCCAGACCCCAUCCCUCUCCACGUGGCACCAAAUGCCCAGGACGAUGAGGGCCUUCUAGAAUUUGUGAAUUGGAGCACGCUGGUUAAACUUCCUAGCCACGUCGCUUUCAAAGGCUUCAACCAGAGCUACCUCAAGGGCAUCUGGGCGGAACACCAUCAUUACUUGCAGUUCGCUGCCGAGGAUCGCAACAGCGUGGUUGCCGGCCACCGGGUCUUCCUCCAGCCCAACGGCUCUCUCCGGAUUAAAUCCGAUUAUUUCAACAUGUAUUGGCAGUACGGGUAUGACUGGAUAUAUGCGUCAAACCAGGACCCUGGACCCGAAUCCAACACUCUGUUCUGGCCUGUGAGAGUCGACGGGGACACCAUCGCACUUCGCUGCAAUGCCAACAACAGGUUCUGCAAAAGCCACGACUACAAGGGCAAGAAUCGGUGCCUGAACGCGGCGGUUGACACCAUCGUGAACGAAGCAAGGAUGACAGUAGAGGAGCUCGUGACGAACAGGACUAUUUCCCAGGUCAAGUAUCGGAUGGAGGACGCGAGGAUCUAUGACGUCAUUCCUUACUUGGCCGGCUCCACCACAGCAACCAACCACUCAAAUCUAAAGGGUGGAAUUGGCGUGCAGUUAACGUACCAAGACAGCAAGAGUUAUACCUUCAGCCGCAGCACAUCUUUGACGGCGGGGGUCAAAGCCACCAUCAAGGCCGGCAUUCCUUUUAUCGUCGACGAAUCUAUCGAAGUUAGCUUUGAAGCGACAGAGACGCUCGAGUGGGACACCGCCAAGACUAUUACAACAACGGUUACUGCUACGGGUUCAGUAGAAGUGGAUCCGAGGACUAUCGCUACGGUUCACUACGUGGCUUCGAUGGGGAAGUGCGAUAUACCUUACUCCUACACUCAGUCGGAGCAGAGCUCCACUGACGGCACAUUCUCUGAAACUGGUUAUGAAGAUGGUAUUUACACCGGCGUCAGUUGUUACAACUUUGACUUUGUCAUCGACUCUACUAAACCUCUUGAUCCACCACCCUCAACCUGACCUACAACACCUCCCAUCUAUCCUUCUCGGGUUUUCUUCAUCGGUUCUUUCCCGAGUCGUAUUAUCGAACCGCAUAAGAUUAGCUUUUUCAUGUAAAUUCAGUCUUGUCUUUCCUUUAUUGCCAUCACAAACUUCCUUGUAA
Molecule: messenger RNA, 1638 nt
Organism: Salvia splendens (bonfire salvia)
Lineage: Eukaryota; Viridiplantae; Streptophyta; Magnoliopsida; Lamiales; Lamiaceae
Exons: 3
Coding region: 75-1496 (473 amino acids)
Source: RefSeq, a predicted model, not a curated record